CUUAAAUUCAUCUUCGUACAAAGAUCGAUAGCAAGAUCGAUAGGUCAGGAACCUCUAGGAUAUCAACUGAGAUAUUCUGCAUGGCUCCCCUUCCAUCUAGAUCAGAUUCACCCCAAUAUCGAGACAUACAUAUGGACACGGCAAAGGGCAUCACGUUGGGACUUCGGGACGUCCACAUGGGUACCGCAAAGCCUGGCGGCGGCGCAUGGUCUGACGACAUUUCAAUGGACACUGCACGAAACGCGACCACCGUGAAAGCAGGUGGGUUUCAGCUCUGGGAGAGGGAGUUGCUCCAGAGUUCCGAAGUCAAGCGCAAAGCCACCGUUGCCCAAUUAUUCUUUCUCGACUAUUACUUUAUGAACCUUGGAUAUAUCGCGUCCAGGAAGGAAAGGAGGGCACGCUUUGACGCAGAUACUGCCAAAAGGCAGCUAACAGCCGCCGAGUGCGCAAAGGAAUUCAAAUCGUAUUGCGGGCGAGAGAGAGUUAUUCUGAGGAAACGCAGAGCAAAGCUGAGGGUUGACCAAUUUCACAUCAUCGCACAAGUGGGGCAGGGUGGUUAUGGUGAGGUGUUCUUGGCACGGAAACAGGACACAGGAGAGAUAUGCGCUCUCAAGAAGAUGAAGAAACGUACAUUGUUCAAGAUGGACGAGGUGCGGCACGUCCUAGUGGAGCGCGACAUCCUCACCGCAACCAAGACACCGUGGCUCGUCAGACUUCUAUACGCAUUCCAGGAUGCGCAACACGUGUAUUUAGCAAUGGAGUAUGUUCCCGGAGGCGAUUUUCGUACUCUCCUCAACAACUCUGGCGUUCUCAAGGAAGAGCAUGCAAGGUUUUAUAUUUCAGAAAUGUUUGUCGCUGUCAACGAGCUUCACAAGCUUGGUUACAUUCAUCGUGACUUGAAGCCGGAGAAUUUCCUUGUGGAUGGCACCGGACAUGUCAAGCUGACUGACUUCGGCCUUGCCACAGGUGCUCUCAAUCCCAAGCGCAUUGAAUCGAUGAAGUUGAAGCUCGAUAAAGUGAAAGACGUCCAAGUUGUCUACCGCUCCACCCUGGAACGCCGCUCAAUGUACAAAUCUAUCCGCGCUGAAGACCCACGGUAUGCAGACUCCAUAGUUGGCUCACCUGACUACAUGGCGCCCGAGGUCCUCAGAGGCAAACCAUACACUUAUUCAGUCGACUAUUGGUCGCUAGGUUGCAUAUUCUUCGAAUUUCUCGCUGGUUUUCCACCGUUCAGCGGCAGCACGCCGGAGGAGACCUGGACAAACCUGAAGAACUGGACAAAGGUACUGAGAAGGCCAGAGUAUGAUAAGCCCGAAGACUUGAUCUUCAACUUGACGGAUAUUGCAUGGGAUGCUGUGACUAGGCUCAUCUCGCACUCAAGCGUUCGAUACUCCACUCUUACCCAAGUCACAGGUCACCCUUUCUUUGACGGGAUGCAGUGGGAUGACCUCCGCUCAACACGCGCACCGUUUGUGCCUGCUCUUGACUCAGAAAUUGACACUGGAUACUAUGAUGAUUUCACUUCUGCGGAAGACAUGGCGAAGUACGCUGAAGUGAAAGACAAGCAGCGAAAUGUGGAGAAGGUGAAGGAAAAAGAAGAGCCAGAAGCCCGCGGUGUCUGGGUCGGCUUUACUUUCGGCAAAAAUGGUCCAGGAGGAAAGCUGUUUGGUUCAUUGGAUUCGAGUCAAGACGACGGUGGAGCGCUGGCUACUAUAUUUUGAUUUUGAUUUUGAUUUUUUGGUGGAAACGAUGUUGCUAAGUGACAACUGACCAAGUCAGCCUCAGAUAGCACGUUGUAGUACGGGGAUUGCACCCAUAAGAUGUAGGAAAAGUAAUAGUAAUAAUCACCUGGGGGAACAGGUUCCUUCCCAUCCACAGUGUCGAG
Molecule: messenger RNA, 1885 nt
Organism: Suillus subaureus
Lineage: Eukaryota; Fungi; Basidiomycota; Agaricomycetes; Boletales; Suillaceae
Product: AGC/NDR protein kinase
Exons: 6
Coding region: 81-1721 (546 amino acids)
Biological process (GO): intracellular signal transduction; peptidyl-serine phosphorylation
Cellular component (GO): spindle pole body
Molecular function (GO): protein serine/threonine kinase activity; ATP binding
Source: RefSeq, a predicted model, not a curated record